AUCGUGACAUCACCCGGCCUUGUCCCGGAAAUAGAGAAACGUCAACAAUCCUCUCGGCAGGGCCGUGUCAAGAGUAGCCAAGCAGCGAGGUAUAUUUUGGAUACUGUAUUAGUGUGUAGCAUCGCAGCGAUGUCGAUGUUCGGUAAGAUAUUUGGCGGAGGAGGCAAAGGAAACAGGGGACCGAACCCCCAGGAGGCGAUCAUGAAACUCCGUGAAACCGAGGAUAUGCUAACUAAGAAGCAGGAUUAUUUGGAGAAAAAGAUUGAGCAAGAGCUGCAAACAGCCAAGAAAAACGGCACCAAAAAUAAAAGAGCUGCUCUGCAGGCUUUGAAAAGAAAGAAGCGCUACGAGAACCAGCUAGGCCAGAUCGAUGGCACGUUGUCCACCAUCGAGUUCCAGAGAGAAGCUCUGGAGAAUGCCAACACCAACACUGAAGUGUUGAAGAACAUGGGCUUUGCUGCCAAGGCCAUGAAGUCCGCCCAUGAAAACAUGGACAUUGACAAGGUGGAUGACCUGAUGCAGGACAUAACAGAGCAGCAGGAGUUGGCCCAAGAAAUCUCUGAUGCCAUCUCGAAACCCGUCGGCUUUGGAGAAGAUCUGGAUGAGGAUGAACUUCUUGCUGAGCUGGAGGAGCUAGAACAAGAAGAGCUGGAUAAUAAUUUGCUGGACGUCGAAUCAGAGGAUGUCACUCUUCCCAAUGUGCCUUCCACUUCAUUACCUACCAGACCCGCGGCAAAGAAAGAGGACGAAGAGGACGAUAUGGGCGACCUGAAGCGCUGGGGGAUGGAAGCCAUAUAAACACAUCAUACGACACAUCAUGCUAAACUGUAUCAAAGAUGAAGCUGAAAAGAGGAAGGCAUGAAUGGACUGAUAAGAUGUUGUGUGUUUGUUUGUGUUGGAAGAAAUCGCCUGAACUCAAUUUAACACUCCCUCCUCUUUCCCCACCCCUUCGAAAAAAAGCUGAUAUUGUUGUCUUUCUUUAAUCGAGUCUCAGAAUGUCCUCAAUUUUCUCAUUUCAAGGCUUGUCAACAGUGGCUCUGUCAUACAGCAAAGUCACAAAUAUUUUAUGAGAACCUGACACUGAGGGUUCAUGUCAGUGUGACAUUGUGACAUGACUCACAUAAACUGUCUAGCCCCCUUUUUCUUGUAAUUUUCAUGGCUUGUGUAAGAGAUGCUGCAGGGUAAAGUUAUGAUCUCUGUUGAAUUCAAAUCCCAUGUGUCGUCCCAAAUUGUGUGCUUUGUCUUAAAGAAAAUGACCUCACCCUAAAAAUAAUACCCUCCACCCACCUACUCAUCAGUGGUUAGUUAUUUGCUGUAAACAUGUCUCUUUUUCUACUAAGAAACUUUUUUGUUGUCACUGACAGCCUCUGUUUCAGCUAAAGGGGUGGGGUGUGCAACAAAACAAAAAUGAGCUGUCAGCAAACACAAAAUAUGACAAGAAGGGGAACAAGUUGAGAGCAUUUCAACACUCAUUCUGAUUCUGUGUUUCUCCCUAUUAAGGUCCAUGUUUCAAAUGUUAUGUUAGAAUAAAUAGCAACUAUGGUCACUGUU
Syngnathus acus (greater pipefish) is the source of this 1551-nucleotide messenger RNA. RefSeq names its product charged multivesicular body protein 4b-like. Gene Ontology annotation, cellular component: multivesicular body; cytoplasmic side of plasma membrane; ESCRT III complex. The record is from RefSeq and is a predicted model, not a curated record. Gene Ontology annotation, biological process: vesicle budding from membrane; late endosome to vacuole transport via multivesicular body sorting pathway. Lineage: Eukaryota; Metazoa; Chordata; Actinopteri; Syngnathiformes; Syngnathidae.